UUUUUCUUUAGUCUGGUCACGUGCCAAAGCUUGAUGGUAGGGUUUAUGAAUGCCAAAGCUUGAUGGUAGGGUUUAUGAAGGGUUAGGGUUUUGGAGAAUUUGGCACUAAAUUUGCGUUUUCAAGUUUCAACUUUCUAAUGCCCCUAUUGGACGGUUUACGGGUCAUAGAUUAGGCGGCUAGGGUUUUGAAACCAACUCGACUCUUCUGCGCCUCAAUGCUUCUCCGUCUUUAGGGUUUACAAUUUGUAUAUAAUACUAAAAACCCUGAUAAACCCGUGUUACUUUCCUAAGUCCCAAACUCAAUCUGGGUUUGUUCAAUUUUCCUCUGCGAAAUCCUGUUUAAGCCCAACACUUACAUUUGGUAUUCUUGAUUAUUCUCCCACUGCGCUUCGAGAGACCCAUCAUUGAGGUUUGUUGAUCGACCAUUGCUCUUUUUCUAGUUCAAUCUUCGUUGGAGUUUUCUUGAAACAUUUCCUGUUUUUUUUUUUUUUUGGUUUUCUUCCGACCUAUUCAUCUGUAGUCAUAGUCUUAACCAAAAUUAUACAAUUGGUUUCAGUCUCAAGGCCUCUAAUCCACUAGACAUGAGUUUUCCAGAUCCUCCGCCGCCGUUUUUCCCACUGCCGUUUGCAGGCGGUGAAGGGGUUGGUUUUUGGCCUCAAUUUCCAAUGAAUAACGAACAAAAUCACUCGCACUCGCAAUUCGAUUACCCUUCUCCUCAUAAGAGGCCCAAAAAUUCAGAUGAUAACGCAGCGAAUUCGAUGACUUACCCUCCCGUGAAUCCAAGAACACACCUUUCAAACCCACCUGUCAAUAAAGGAACGACCAACAUCUUUUUCAAGACACGAAUGUGCUCCAAAUUCAUAAUUGGCACCUGUCGAAAUGGGGAGAAUUGCAAAUUUGCUCAUGGUGAUGAAGAUAUGCGAAAACCCCCGGACAAUUGGCAAGAACUUGUAUCUGGGCGAUCAGAGGAUCGAGGCACUGGGAAUUGGGAUGACGAUCAGAGAAUAAUCCAUCGGAUGAAGCUGUGCAAGAAGUUCUAUAAUGGGGAAGAGUGCCCAUAUGGGGACAGGUGCAAUUUUCUUCAUGAAGAUCCAUCGAAGUUCAGGAAUGAUGCGGGAAGAUUCAGAGAGAGCUCAGCGAUUAGCAUUGGAACUACUGGACCUCCAGUUGUCACUGAGUGUGGGUCUGAUCAACCGGAAGUUAACAAGCCUGUGACUGGGGGUUUAGAUGCUUUCCGAGUGAAUACGAAGCCCGUGUAUUGGAAAACAAAGCUAUGUACUAAGUUUGAGACUACAGGUCAAUGCCCCUUUGGUGAGAAAUGUCACUUUGCUCAUGGGCAAGCAGAGUUACAAAUGUCUGGUGGGCGUGCUCAAGGUGAAACAGGGAGUGCAAGCUCCAUUUCUGCAAAGCCGAUACCUCUUCCCAUCAUUGAUAUAUCUCCUGCAAAUACCGGGACUGAGGUGUUCAUAAAGGAAGAAGAGCAGGGUAAAAAGUGCUUCGCGAAGUUCAAAGGACCUAAAAAGAUUAACCGCAUAUAUGCUGAUUGGCUUGAUGAUCUGCCUCUAGUGCACAGUUUUCCGAGUAAAUUGGAGACCUGAGUUAGCAGUUCCUAGCCUGAAGUUUUGACACCACCAUUUUCAAUUGGAUUACAUAAUGAUUACGAGUUUGAUAGGCAUAGCUCAGGAAUUUUCUCUUUGAAGUUGUUUUGAUUUGUUCAAGGGCUUGGAAAACAGAAGAACACAUCUUUUUUUCCAUUUUCUUCUACCUUUGUCAGUGAUGGCUGUUGAUAAUUGAUACAACCAACAGGUCUUCAAUUCUUUCCCCUUCCUUUUCAUUCCCCUCCUCUUUGCAACCUUUCUUCAUAGUUCUUUAGUUAGGGUUUAGUUUUAUUAAAAUUGUAAGGUUUUCCAUUUGACAUUUACUGCUGUAAGUAGCUAUGGAUAUUGUUGGAUCUUGUAAUAUUGGAGUGCCAUGAUUCUCCAAUAGCUGGCGUGACAGCUAAAUCAAUAUCAGUAUCUUGCUGAAAAACCAAGCAUUGCGAAGAGGGUGUGUUUGGUAUUGUGAAAUGGGCUCAUGUUGGGCUUCAAAGUGUAAACGCCAUCCAUGUGUUUAAAAAUUGUUAUUAUUUGUGUU
Molecule: messenger RNA, 2133 nt
Organism: Malania oleifera
Lineage: Eukaryota; Viridiplantae; Streptophyta; Magnoliopsida; Santalales; Ximeniaceae
Product: zinc finger CCCH domain-containing protein 39
Exons: 2
Coding region: 582-1598 (338 amino acids)
Molecular function (GO): mRNA binding; metal ion binding
Source: RefSeq, a predicted model, not a curated record